Messenger RNA from Saccostrea cuccullata (small rock oyster), 3644 nucleotides. RefSeq names its product gastrula zinc finger protein XlCGF48.2-like. Lineage: Eukaryota; Metazoa; Mollusca; Bivalvia; Ostreida; Ostreidae. Gene Ontology annotation, cellular component: nucleus. The coding region runs from base 116 to 3538 and encodes 1140 amino acids. Gene Ontology annotation, biological process: regulation of gene expression. The record is from RefSeq and is a predicted model, not a curated record. The transcript is spliced from 2 exons.
AACAUUCAUUUCCUGUCUGUAUUCUGCCAACCAUUCCAUUAUUUUUCUUUCCCUUUUGGACUCUGUGCACAGUUCCUCGUCUUUAUCAGGACAGGUGUGCUAGAUCAGAACAACUAUGGAGGCUGAGGAGGAAGACUUUCCAAGAACAAUAAUAUUGGGCAACCCAGAAAAGAACAGCAAAAUCAAAGUACAGUGGGCAGAUGAUUCCUUCAGGGUUGGAUCAGGCUUUGGGGUACAAUCCAACACCAAACUUGUUUCACUUCUGGAUAAACAAAGAUCAUCAAUUGAGGAACCCCCUGUUAAACAGUUCUCUCUUGUUGACAAACAGAAUACAGAGGACAAAAACUCAAUUGAAAAUUCUACAAAGACACAUGAAUUAGCUACAAAUAAAUACUAUGAUGACAUGUUAAAUGUGAUACCAAAUCAAACUUCAAAAUCAGAAAAUUUAGAAAUGGAACAUCCAGCUCAAAAUGAGGAUGUGAAACCAGUAAUCCAAAGCAUUGAGUGUAGAAAUUUAAAUGAAAAUGACAAACAUCUGGAAAGUAAAGCAGAAGGUGAUGUAUGUAAUAGCCUGCAAAUUCACAGAACAUCAAAUCAAUCUGCAGAGAGAGAUGAUAGCACAGAAACUUAUUCUUCUGAUAAAAGUGAAAGCAAACUUACUGAAGGCAAAACCCAAUGUUGGGUUUCGAUUCUUCAGAAACCCAGUAGUACUGUUUUGCCAGGAAACUUAUCAACAUCUACAUCAAAUGCAACUUCCAAUCCAGAAGCCACUUUAAAUGAAAAAGGUGCUUCAUUUAUUAUGAAUAGUGAUACCAAAGUUCUGGAAAAGUUAGGCAAAACCAAAGCAUGGACAUCAAUUCUCAAGAAACCCACCAAUUCAUCUUUGGUAGCAAACUCACUGACAUCUACAUCAAAUGAUACAUGUAAUCCAGCUGCCACUGUAAAUAAAAAAGACCAAACAUUACCGGCAUUAAGCAUUGAUGAGAACCUUGCUUCACUAGUGAGUUUGACGGAUGAAUGUCACAAUAAACUUUUUCCUUUGCAGAAGAAACAAAUAGAAGCAUGCAUUCCAAAUACGCCAAAAGUUGAUUCCUCAGUGAAGUGCAUUGUUUCAAUGGCCUCUGCAACAGAGAAAAAACUGGCAGAAGAGAAGAAGGUGUAUUCUGUUUCUCUGUUGAAUCAGACUUCUUCAUUCAACAAAAGCCACUCUGCUUUCCAGGAAAAUUUUAAACAAGCGAAUGAUUCUGCAGAAAAACAAAGUAUUUCAAAGCACGGGGCAUCCCAUAAGACAUUAGUUUCUUUAUUAAAUGGGAAGACAUUUCCUAUGUCUGUUCCAUUGAAGAAUGUACAAGAAGGAUAUAGCAUAACUUCUGAAAUGCAUGUAAAAUCUCCAACAAAUGAUUUUUAUAGCCUUACAAAAAGAAAGUCUGAGCAGAUUGACACCUCUUUGGAUGAAGCAUUUGGGAAAGAAUGCAGUCCAUCUGAAGCUAUUAAAAGAAGGAAAACUGACAAACAACAUGCCUCAAAAUCUGAUGACGGAGAGUCUUUCGAUGUUUUCAUUGAUCCAAACUUUGACACUGCGCACGAAAAUGAAGAAACAAGUUAUAAUAAUGAGGUCAAAAAAGAAUUUCAUGAUUCAGAUUUCCAUACAUUUGAUUCUGACACUAGUAGACUAGAUACUGAGAAUAAUAGUGGGAGUGAGGCAACAACAAGCUUGUUUAUCAAGCAGGAAACCCUUGAUCCUGAAUAUGGUGAUGAACCAUUGGUUUCUACUGAAAAUGUCAACAAUCCAGUAUCUACCAUUUCAACAAUGAAUAUUCGAAUAAAAGAGGAGGCUUCUAGUGAGGAUGGACACUUGUUCAAUAAAAAUGGUUGUGAUGCUGAAGAUUCAGAAGACAGAAAUAUUUCCUUUGUUAAACAGGAAGUGUUUGACCCAGAAUAUGAAGACAUGCCCCCUGAUCUGUCAAUGAAUGCUCCCUCAAUGUCACAAGAAUCAACUGACUUUGAAAACGAAGACAUACCUCCUGUUUUAUCACCUAAAAAGGAAGCAGACGAUUCGGAAUUUGAAGAGUGGAAUGAAGAUUGUGAGGAUUCUCCACCAGUUUUACAGAAAGAAGACAAUCUUUCCAAAGAAGAUACUACACUGAAAAUUCCAAAAAGAAUCACCAAAAAUAAAUUACGCAAGCAAGUAAGGAGUCGUGAUAAAAAUUUGAUAAAUGACAAAUUUAUGUGUCCCAUAUGUAAGGCUGUAUUUGAGAAGAUAGAGGACUUUGAUGUUCAUAAAGCUUUACAUUCUGGGCAGCAGAUAUUGUCUGACAAACAGUGUCCGGAAAAAUUUGUCAUAAAGCCUUUGACUAUCAGGCAGGAUGGAAAUAGAAAAUUCAAAUGUGAAUAUUGUGGAAAGGCUUUUAAUCGCCCAUCGAAUCUGAAAGAGCACACUCGAAUCCACACUGGCAUGUACCCUCACAGAUGUCAGUUAUGUGACAAGGGGUUCCAUACUAGGUCUAGAUUUCUGGCUCACAUGGCGCGUCAUGAUGAGAUAAAAGAAACAAAAGAGGCACAGGACAUAGUUCUUAAAUAUACAAAGGAUGACCCAACCAAUGAAGAAAUGGAGAUUCAGGAAUUUUCAGAUAUGAAGUUAAGGAAAUAUGUGUGCAACAUUUGUAAUGAAAUCUUUGAUAAAGUAACACUGUACAGAAUCCAUCGCCUAAAACACAGAGGAGAAAUUCCACAUACUUGUAAUUCUUGUGGUAAAGCUUUCCCAUGCAAGUCUGACCUUGUACGACAUGAAGCCACACAUUCUGAUGAGAGACCCUACAAGUGUCAUAUCUGCUUCAAGUCCUUCAAAAGACGCAAUGCAUUGGUAGAUCACUUAACAAUCCACAAAAGAGAAGAGAGCAAUGAAUCUGGAGAAAAAGACUCUGUUGACAGCAUCAUGAAAACUUUGGAACCCUCCAUAGAAAGCAUCGUUCAGAGCUUGGAGCCAAAUUCAAGCUCACCAGGGAAAAGUGUCACAGAAACUGAAAAAGAAUUUGAAAAUUUCAAGGAAAUGGAAAGACCCAUUUACACAGAUGAUGGACAAAAAAUAAUCAACAGUAAAUUCUACUGCAAGGAGUGCAAGAUUUCAUUCAGUGCCAGACGAGAAUAUUCCAUGCACAGGUUUCAGCAUAAUGGUGGACAUCCUCAUGUAUGUGAGGUCUGCAACAAAGUUUAUCCAUAUAAAUCCGAUUACGAUCGCCAUGUGGCAACUCAUUUGGGGAGGAAACCUUACGUUUGUCACUUGUGCAGCUGUGAAUUCUCCAGGAAACACUACCUCCAAAAACAUCUUCUGAAGCACAAAAACACUCGCAUCAGUCUGGGUGGGAUGUCCAAGCCUGGCAAUGACUUUCAGAUAGAAAUUGAUAAUCCAGAAAAAUCUGCUAGUGAAGUAAGUGAUUGUGAGGAUAAUGGUGAUGUUGAUCUAAGAACCACUGCAGGAAAACUGGAGACAAGUUAUGAUGAAGAUGGUGCUAUGUUCUUGUUUGUAACUGAUGAUUAAUUCCAUUUACUGGUUACUGAUAAAUUAUUCAAUUAUUUAUCUGGAUAUUUUUUUAUUGUGCCUCUUUGAAAUGUCUUUUCAUAAUAUUUGAGGCAUAAACUUUUUU